UAGACAUUUGUCUGGCGUUCGAAUGCUACGAAAUAUUAUACAACAAGAAUGCGAAACCGUUAGAAAAAAUUACAUUUAUAUACAUUCCAUGAUUGUUGCUGCGCGGUGAGUUGUCCGAGUUAUGGUCACUUCAAAUAUUUCGAUAACAUGGCAUCGUUAGAUGACGACUCGUUUUAUGAAAUUAAAUCACGCUUUGCUGACACUGUCAAAAAAUCCGAAUGGAUCCCUUUGUCUCUUACUUUAGUCGAAUAUCCUCAAGGUGAUUUAUUUGGAAAAUUUUUAGCCCUGAUAAGUUUGAUACCAUUUGUUAUUAUAGCUGGUUUUAUAACAUUGAUCCUAUUUAGAAGAGAUUUGCACACAGUAAGUAUUAGUUUUUUUAGUGGUGUUAUAUUUAACGAGUGUAUAAAUUUUAUAUUAAAACAUACAAUCUGUGAAGCAAGACCAAUGAAACGCAAUGCUGUUUAUGUUGAAUAUGGUAUGCCAUCAAUGCAUGCACAAUUCAUUUGGUUUUUUGCCAUGUACACUACGCUUUUCAUAUGCAUUAGGUUACAUCACGCUAAUAAUAGCAGCAUCUCAGAAAAAUUUUGGAGGAUUACUGUCAUAGCUGCUUGUAUAAUUGUUGCUAUUUUAAUGACAUACAGUAGAGUUUAUUUAUUAUAUCAUACUAACUCUCAGGUUCUGUGGGGUACAUUCAUAGGUCUUAUAUUAGGAGCAGUAUGGUUUGCAAUUACACACGUAGUUCUUACACCAAUUUUUCCUAUAAUUGUGUCAUGGCGGAUAUCAGAAUAUCUAUUAUUACGUGAUACGACAUUAAUUCCAAAUAUCCUCUGGUUUGAAUAUACAAAUAUUCGUACAGAGGCGCGAGCACGUUCAAGAAAGUUAGUGUCAAUGAAAUCGCAAUGACGCCUAAUGUCAGGCCAAUGGGCUGACAGUAAAUAGAAUAUAAAUAUUGAAGAAAACCAUAAACAUCAAAUGAACAAUUUCGACCAAACGAAUUAACGAAAAUUAAAGAUUCAUUUGGCUUGAAGGACUAACCAUCAACAAUCAAUAGCGUUGAAUUUUUUCAGUGAAAAUGUUUAAGUAUAUAAGGUGUUAGUACAAAUUUUGCAUAUAAAUUUUCAUAUUCAUACUAUAUAUAGGACGGGUGCGAUUUUUCAAUUUAGUUUCAACUUAGUUUCUCGUAAAUUAUUUAUAAUACGUAUUAUUAUUAUAUGCGUAUUACAUUUAUAAUACGUAUUUGAUAAAGGACAUUAUUACAAAUUUUUACAUUUGUGUCCUGUUCUGUAAAAACGUAUUGUUAUUUUGGCUUUUGCUAAUCAAGCUGUAUUUAAUUUGAAUGAAAGAUAAAUCUAGUGCAAUAAUGUUGUAAAAUAUGUAGCUCCAUCACUAAUUACAGUGAAGUAGAUUAUAUUUUAUUUCUAGAAAAAAGGCGAAUUGAACGCUUUUAGCUCGAGGAUUAUUGUAUCUUGCAUUUAUUCAAGGUUGUUACAUUGUUAAUAUUAUGACUCCUGUUUUAUUAUUCAAUUUUACAGUGUAUAUUCAGAUACUGCUUUUCCUUACUUUUGUAUAAUUUUUAUGGUUCUGAGUAUUGUAUACAGUUCCUUUUUUACUGCAGUAUAUUUAAGUACAUAAUGUAUAUAUUUAUCCCGGCGUUAAAAGAAAUUGCAAAUGAAAAGACAUAAGUAAUUAGCAAGCAGUUGGAUUGAAAGGUUAAUAUUUAAAUUAAAUUGCGUGAAAUCAAAAGCUUUAAACAGUAAUCAUUUCAAAUGUUCAUUUAUAGCGAAGAAGGUAACUGUGUAAACGACAAUUGCUGAUAAUUUAAACUGAUACAACUUUAUAAAAAAUGAUCAUACAGCGAUCUUUUUUUUUCCCUCCCAAAGUUAUAUCAACUUAAAUUAUCAACAAUUUUUCAUUGUCGUUAAUACAGUUAUGGUCUUCACUGUAUAACCGAAGUAGUUUCUAGAAAGAAAAAAAAAGAUAAAUUACGCUUGUACAUGAUAUGUAUGUUUAUUUUGUUUUAUACGUGAUACACACACACGCGCGCGCGCGCGCAAAAAAAGAAAAUAUUAGAAUUACAUGAUCAUUAUGUUGCUCAAUGAUUGAAUGUCGUUACAACGGUUACAUUGCAAAAGAAAAAGAAAAAAAAAUUCAAAAUUUGGUAUUGAAAAACUGAGUAAAGAUUUGUAAUUCUUUGAUCAAUGCGGACCUAUUACGAUGUAAAUACGCAAUAACAUUUUAUAAUUGAACUUUAAAUAAAAUUGAUGCACGGUAUGG
This is a messenger RNA of Frieseomelitta varia, 2274 nucleotides long. Its product is annotated as dolichyldiphosphatase 1-like. Gene Ontology annotation, molecular function: dolichyldiphosphatase activity. Gene Ontology annotation, cellular component: endoplasmic reticulum membrane; intracellular membrane-bounded organelle. The coding region runs from base 148 to 903 and encodes 251 amino acids. The transcript is spliced from 7 exons. Lineage: Eukaryota; Metazoa; Arthropoda; Insecta; Hymenoptera; Apidae. Gene Ontology annotation, biological process: protein N-linked glycosylation; lipid biosynthetic process. The record is from RefSeq and is a predicted model, not a curated record.